This is a messenger RNA of Scaptodrosophila lebanonensis, 348 nucleotides long. Its product is annotated as cuticle protein 16.5-like. The transcript is spliced from 2 exons. Lineage: Eukaryota; Metazoa; Arthropoda; Insecta; Diptera; Drosophilidae. The record is from RefSeq and is a predicted model, not a curated record. Bases 1 to 348 code for a protein of 115 amino acids.
AUGUUCAAAUUCGCCGCUGUCAUCUUCACCAUCGUUGCCUGUGUGGCAGCCAAGCCGGGUCUUCUGCAUGCGCCACUCGCUGCACCACUUGCUGCGCCACUUGUGGCGGCUGCUGUUCCUGUGCCCGCACCUGUAGUGACUGCCACCAGCAGCCAAGUGGUGGCUAGGAACUUCAAUGGAAUUGCCGCAGCACCUGUGAUUGCCCCUGUGGCGCCCGUUGUAAGGACUGUGGCGCCACUUGCAGCUGCUCCCAUCAUUUCAGCUCGUCCGUUCGCAAGUCCUUUGGCUUACCGUGCAUAUGCUGCACCAUUGAACUAUGCGGCGGCGCCUGCUCCUCUUCUUUUUUAA